Messenger RNA from Bombina bombina (fire-bellied toad), 746 nucleotides. RefSeq names its product histone-lysine N-methyltransferase 2C-like. The coding region runs from base 270 to 746 and encodes 158 amino acids. Gene Ontology annotation, biological process: regulation of DNA-templated transcription. Lineage: Eukaryota; Metazoa; Chordata; Amphibia; Anura; Bombinatoridae. The transcript is spliced from 3 exons. The record is from RefSeq and is a predicted model, not a curated record.
GUGUGUGCGUGUUUUCGCUUCCCGCAGGGAGGAGGGGAAGUCAGCUUCACGCACGUUCGGGAUUUACGGUGAUCGGAGCUCAGUCAAGGCCGCGGUUUGUUGGAUUUGUGUGUCAACAGUGCGCUUUUUCUUUGUUGUCAUCUCCCCGGUGCCUCCACCUCCUUCGUCCCUCCCCGGGCCCUCCCCACCCCCCAGCGUCACCUAUACUAUCCAGCCGAUGAUGCGACGGCCUGAGCCCGGGGAGGAUCAAUGCGGCCCCCUUCCCUAGGAUGUCAACCGAGGACAAGAGCUUAGAGUCCCCCAGUGAGCAGCCCGGGCCCCUGGCCCCAGCCAGCCCAGCAGCCACGGACAAAAGACCCCGGGGCCGCCCCCGAAAGGAUGGUGCCUCCCCCCUACAGAGGACCCGUAAGAAGCCUCGAAACAGAGGAAAAACUUCAUUGGAGGAUGAAGAUAGCAUGGAUGGGCUGGAGGCAGCAGAAAGUGACAACUCUGCAGACACAGAUGUUAAAGAACAACCUGUUGAGGAUGGAGCACAAACUGAGGCAGCCAGCACUGAGCAGCUAACACCUGUUUUACAGCGCACCUUAUCGGAGGAGUCUGUGUUCUCCACUGUUUCUGUGGGAGUUGAAGCCAAUACCAGGUCUGUGUGUAUAUUGAAGAUGGAUGCUGAGUCAGUGAUGGGGGAAGGGCUUGUGUUGGUGAAUAAUGAGUUUUGCUGGGAGUGGGAUUUGUGCUCAGAUGUGUAA